Molecule: messenger RNA, 3060 nt
Organism: Sus scrofa (pig)
Lineage: Eukaryota; Metazoa; Chordata; Mammalia; Artiodactyla; Suidae
Gene: DVL2
Product: dishevelled segment polarity protein 2
Biological process (GO): canonical Wnt signaling pathway; intracellular signal transduction
Cellular component (GO): cytosol
Molecular function (GO): frizzled binding
Source: RefSeq, a predicted model, not a curated record
GGAGGGCGCUCGCGACAUCGGCGGCGGUGGCGCGCGGCGGCGGCGGCGGUGGCCGCCGAGUCCGGGGCUUUGGGUCGCGUCCCACGGCCCGGCCCCCUCCCACCGCCGCCACCUCGCUGACCAGUGCCGCCUUCCCUUUUGCACCUUACUUGCGCCCAGGCGGUCCUGUCCUCGCUUGCGCGUCGCUUCGCAGGAGUGCGCAGGCGCGGCGGGGGCGCUCAGCCCCGUUGGGUGGGCGGCAGAGCCCGGGAGCGCGCGGGCGAGACCAUGGCGGGCAGCGGAGCGGGGGGCGGUGGUGUCGGGGAGACGAAGGUGAUUUACCACCUGGAUGAAGAAGAAACUCCCUAUCUGGUGAAGAUCCCUGUCCCCGCCGAGCGCAUAACCCUCGGCGAUUUCAAGAGCGUCUUGCAGCGGCCCGCGGGCGCAAAGUACUUUUUUAAGUCUAUGGAUCAGGAUUUCGGGGUGGUGAAGGAAGAGAUUUCCGACGACAAUGCCCGCCUUCCCUGCUUCAACGGAAGGGUGGUAUCCUGGCUGGUGUCAUCAGAUAACCCCCAGCCUGAGAUGGCCCCCCCGGCCCAUGAACCUCGGACAGACCUGGCACCUCCACCCCCACCGUUACCCCCUUUGCCUCCAGAGAGGACCAGUGGUAUUGGGGACUCCAGGCCUCCAUCCUUCCACCCUAACGUGUCCAGCAGCCGGGAGAAUCUGGAGCCCGAGACGGAAACAGAGUCAGUUGUGUCUCUGAGGCGGGAGCGGCCUCGCAGGCGAGACAGCAGUGAGCACGGCGCUGGGGGCCACAGGCCCAGCGGCCCCUCGCGGCUGGAGCGCCACCUGGCCGGGUACGAGAGCUCCUCCACCCUCCUGACCAGCGAGCUGGAGAGCACCAGCCUGGGGGACUCGGACGAGGACGACACCUUGAGCAGGUUCAGCAGCUCCACGGAGCAGAGCAGCGCCUCCCGCCUCCUCAAGCGGCACCGGCGGCGGCGGAAGCAGCGGCCCCCCCGCCUGGAGAGGACCUCGUCCUUCAGCAGCGUCACCGACUCCACCAUGUCUCUCAACAUCAUCACCGUCACGCUCAACAUGGAGAAGUACAACUUCCUGGGCAUCUCCAUCGUGGGCCAAAGCAACGAGCGGGGAGACGGUGGCAUCUACAUCGGCUCCAUCAUGAAGGGGGGCGCUGUGGCCGCCGACGGGCGCAUUGAGCCCGGGGACAUGCUUUUGCAGGUGAACGACGUGAACUUCGAGAACAUGAGCAACGAUGACGCGGUGCGGGUGCUGAGGGACAUCGUGCACAAGCCCGGCCCCAUCGUGCUGACCGUGGCCAAGUGCUGGGACCCCUCUCCCCAGGCCUAUUUCACUCUGCCACGAAAUGAGCCCAUCCAGCCGAUCGACCCUGCCGCCUGGGUCUCACACUCUGCUGCGCUGACCGGCACCUUCCCAGCCUAUCCGGGCUCCUCGUCCAUGAGCACCAUCACGUCUGGGUCCUCUCUUCCUGACGGCUGUGAGGGCCGGGGCCUCUCCAUCCAUACGGACAUGGCAUCUGUGACCAAGGCCAUGGCAGCUCCCGAGUCUGGACUGGAAGUUCGAGACCGCAUGUGGCUCAAGAUCACCAUCCCUAAUGCCUUUCUGGGCUCGGACGUGGUCGACUGGCUCUACCAUCACGUGGAGGGCUUUCCGGAGCGGCGCGAGGCCCGGAAGUACGCCAGCGGGCUGCUCAAGGCGGGCCUCAUCCGGCACACGGUGAACAAGAUCACCUUCUCCGAGCAGUGCUAUUACGUCUUCGGAGACCUCAGCGGCGGCUGUGAGAGUUACCUGGUCAACCUGUCGCUGAACGACAACGAUGGCUCCAGUGGUGCCUCGGAUCAGGACACCUUGGCUCCUCUGCCUGGGGCCACCCCCUGGCCCCUGCUGCCCACCUUCUCCUAUCAGUACCCCGCCCCGCACCCGUACAGUCCCCAGCCCCCACCCUACCACGAGCUCUCGUCCUACACCUACGGCGGAGGCAGCGCCAGCAGUCAGCACAGCGAGGGGAGCCGGAGCAGCGGGUCCACACGAAGCGAUGGGGGGGCAGGGCGCACGGGGAGGCCCGAGGAUCGGGCCCCUGAGUCCAAAUCCGGCAGCGGCAGUGAGUCCGAGCCCUCCACCCGGGGCGGCAGCCUUCGGCGGGGCGGGGAAUCCGGGGGGACUGGUGAUGGGGGCCCUCCGCCUUCCAGGGGCUCAUCAGGAGGCGCUCCCAAUGUCCGAGGCCACCCGGGGCUGCACCCCUACGGCCCACCCCCUGGCGUGGCCCUCCCGUAUAACCCCAUGAUGGUGGUCAUGGUGCCCCCCCCGCCCCCCGUCCCCCCAGCAGUGCAGCCUCCAGGGGCCCCUCCAGUCAGAGACCUGGGCUCCGUGCCCCCAGAGCUGACGGCCAGCCGCCAAAGCUUCCACAUGGCCAUGGGCAACCCCAGUGAGUUCUUUGUGGAUGUUAUGUAGGGCCCCAGGUGGGGCGGGGUUCGAUCUCCGGCCUGGACCUGGCCGGCCUCGGUGCUCCCUCCUGUGAUUGGGUGUCUUGUGGGUCGUGUGUGCUCGGUACUCCUCUGGUGCCCGGGCUCAGCCCGGUCCUGCGGGCUGCCGCCUGCUGGGAGGCUGCUGCCGCUGUGACUCUACCAGCAGUGCCUGGUUCCUCCCCUUCCCUCAGGGGGCAGCAGGGACAUUUGGUUAUUUUUAGCUUUAAUGUUUUUUGUAAGCCUUUUGGGGGGCUGAAAUAGACUUUCUUACAUUUUUGGACUAUUUUUUUAGUAGACAUCUUCUCUUUUAUAUGAAGAAUUUGUACCUCCUCUUAGGCCCCUUCUUCUAAGCCCAAAAUGUGACCUCCUACUCCGUGCACCCCGUCAGUGGUCCCGCGCAGGGUGGGGGGGGCGGUCAGCGGUACCCUGGGAACUGGAAGGGGCUCUGUUACCCUAGACAGCAGAGGAAGCUGGGGUAUUGGGUAUUUGGGGGCCGUGUAGCUGCUUUUGUUAACUUUAUUUAUUUUAGUCAUUUGUAUAAAACACCAAAUAAAGCAAUAGGGGAAAACUC